This is a messenger RNA of Anopheles merus, 7404 nucleotides long. RefSeq lists its product as uncharacterized. The record is from RefSeq and is a predicted model, not a curated record. NCBI's taxonomy places the organism in Eukaryota, Metazoa, Arthropoda, Insecta, Diptera, Culicidae. The coding region runs from base 899 to 5005 and encodes 1368 amino acids. The transcript has 18 exons.
ACAACGAACCGGAUCCGUUUCCGUUCGCCCUCGACGAACAGUUUUUCACUGCGUAAGCCAAAAACACACAAAACUUUACACAACGGGUGGCAACGGGGCUUAGAAAGCCUUCGCCCGGCCAUCAAUCGGGCGCCGUUCUGCCAGUCACGGUACAAACGAUUUUACAGUGUCACGAGCGGUGAAAAAGUCUAUCUAAAAAAAAAAUGUUACACCCAACUAUCGAACCAAACCCCACGUGAGGGAGUGAUCUGAAGAGCAAUGUUGCGACACUAACAAAGAAAAAAGCAUGCCAAACAGUGUAAUCUCAUCCGGCAUACAUUCGCGCCGGUAAAAAGCGCGAUUGAAAGCGUGAAAAUCAGUGCUUUUCCAGUGUUUGUGUGUGAGAGCGUGUGUGCAAGUGCAUGUGCACUCUGCUAAAGAGAAAGUGAAGCUUCCCGGCUAACCCCCCCUCGCAGUGAAAGUGUGCGUGUGUGUGUGUUUGUGUGCUUGUGCCUGUGCGUCUGUGUCUGUGUGCGCUUUCACCCCAUUGAUGUGCUUGUGUGUGCGUGCGCCCGUUAGCAGGAAGCUUAGCGUGAGGGAAAAUGAUGUUGAAACGUGAUUAUCUCCGGUUGAUUCGUUGUGAGUUUUGAAUAAUCAACCCGAAAGCCCGACGAGACCCGCCGGAUCCCGUUACGCAACCACCACACCCCCUGGCAGAGCGGUGUGGAAAACGACGGUGCAAAAUCUUUGCCCAACUUGGGCAUCCCGGGGUGGUGUGCGUGUGUGUGUGUGUGUGUGUUUGUCCGACUGAGCCAUUCGUGAAUUUUCCACCACCACCAAGGUUUUGAGUUUUCGCUGCUUUUCUGUGUCUGUGCGAGUUUACGGGGUUUGCGUUGUUUGGGGCUGUUUGCUACGUACCAUGAAACCGGCGGCAGCGCGAAGCAUCACACUGGCAGUCACGCUGGUAAUGCUGGCUAAUCUCGCCCGUGCACAGAUCGACUGGGCGGAGGACGACGAUGAUCCAGUGUCUACAGUGACGGUCGAGGCAGUUCUCGGGCGAACGGCGACCUUGCCGUGUGACAUCGAACCGGAGGAGCUGAACGAUCGGGUGUACAUGGUGCUGUGGUUUCGGGAAAGCGCAGGCAAACCUUUGUACAGCUACGACGUUCGGGGGAGACAAUUCUCCAAGGCCCUGUACUGGUCGGAAACGAGCGCCUUCGGACCGAGGGCGUACUUUGUGACGAUCUCGAAACCGGCCGCCCUCAGUGUGGACAACAUCCAGCUCGAUGACGAAGGGGUGUACCGGUGCCGGGUGGAUUUCCAGAACUCGCCCACAAGAAAUCAUCGCAUCAACCUAACCGUAACCGUGCCACCGCAUCAGAUACUCGUGUACGACGCGUCCGGGCUGGACGUGACCGGUGCCAUCGGGCCGCUGCAGGAGGACGACAACCUGGUGCUUACCUGUGAGGUCCGCGGAGGACGACCCGAACCUACCGUCACCUGGCUGAACGGGGACGAGAUCAUGCAGACCGGCGGCGGCAUCUCGAUGGGCCGGCACGUCACGGUCAAUCGGCUGGAAAUACCGAAAAUGACACGAUCGGCACUGAACAAUACGUACAAGUGUCAGGCAUCGAACACCAAGCUGGUACCACCGGCCGAGCGCAGCAUACGGGUGGAUAUGUUGCUCAAACCACUCUCGGCCUCACUGUCAUCGAAGCCGAAACAAUUGAUAUCGAACCAGGAGUACGUGCUGGCGUGCAAUGUGGCCGGUUCCGUGCCGGAAACGGACAUCAAAUGGAUGCAAAACAAUCGGCCGUUCACGAAGGGAAAGAUAAAACUCAUCAAUAACAGCUCGAUGGUGUCGUCCGUGCUGAGCUUCCGGCCCCAUCCCGAUGACGAUGGCACAAUUCUCAAGUGCGAAGGUUCCAAUCCACGCCUACAAAACUCCGUCCUCGAGGACUCGGUCAUCAUGAACGUGCUCUAUCCACCGCAAGUGACACUGUCGCUGGGAUCAACGCUUAAUCCCGACGACAUCAAGGAAGGCGACGACGUCUACUUCGAGUGUCACAUUAAGGCAAAUCCGAGGGAGCAUCGCAUUACAUGGUCACACGAUGGUCUACCUGUCACGCAGAACGUCACCUCCGGUGUCAUCAUCUCGACGCGGUCGCUGGUGCUGCAGCGUGUUGGAAGGUUUCACUCCGGCAGUUACGCCUGUGCCGCGGCCAACGAUCGUGGCGAAACGCAAAGCGAUCCGGUUGCCCUCAAAAUACACUUUGCACCGGUUUGCAUAUCAAACAGUAUCAUGAUCGUGGGUGCAUCGCUGGACGAAACCGUUCCGGUACCGUGUCACGUAGCGGCCGACCCACUAGACGUGUCCUUUGAUUGGAACUUUUCCAACAGCGGCGAACGGUUCGAGGUGGCCAGCGGUCAGUUCAAUCUGCUGCAGGAGUUCCACCCGGAGGGCAUCACCCAGUCCCGGUACGACGCGGACGAGGAUAACUCAGAAACGAUCUACGAGCUGCUGUACACGCCGAAAAGUGAGCGUGAGUACGGGACGCUGGCGUGCUGGGCGAAAAAUUCCAUCGGCAAGCAGGUCGAACCGUGCCUGUUUCAAGUAGUACCGGCAGCCAAGCCGGCCCCAUUGCGCAACUGUACCCUGCGGCCCUACUCGACCCUAGUGUCGCCGACGGGUCCACAGCACAGCCAGAAUGCUUCCGCCGCGUCAGCAUCCGCCUACUCGUACACGUACGGCGAUCCGCCGAGCAGCCACCCGGCCGGUCGGCAUCCAGGUCAGCACUAUCGGGACACUAAUUACAUUGUGCCGCAAUUCGUUAAAGAUCGGAACGUGCCACCGGCCGACCAGCGGAAUGUUACAGUGAAAUUUAAUCAGAAAAAUCCCAACCCCGGCGCGACCGGUUCCCGCGCCACCGGGCCAUCCACUGCCUCGCUGCGCUCCUCCUCCUCCUCCUCUUCGUCCGCUGCGGUGAAAGCUUCCGGCGCGGUUUCGAACCGUCGAGAUCGGCGUAACCGCACCGGUGGCGGUUUGCCUUCGAUCCGCGACACCGAUACGGCUCGCCUAACCGCGGACGGCGGGGAGGAAAGCAGCGCCGGAACCGGAUCAAAGGAACCGCUUGCCGAUCCACCGCGCCCUCUGCCCGCCCAGCCGCUCGAAAUGGUUCGGCGGCGGGUGAAAGCGGCCACGAGCGACGAGCAGAACAGCCGCACCGAGCUGCUGAACACGGCGACGGCCGUCCUGCUCGGCGAGGGCGGUUCGGCAGCCGUACUAGCAUCGUCGGCGGUCGGCAACGAUCCGACCGAGCAACAGCGCGGAAGUCGACUGCGCCGGUACACCACCGCCCACCAACGCAACGCCAGCCUACCGGCGACGAACAGCGGAGGCAGCGAAGGCAACAGCAAUCAGCCUUCGCAUCUGCAGCACAGCAGCAGCGACGAUCGAGCCCGGGGUGGAAAUAAUUAUCACACGCCGGGCAAUGCAGCAGCAGCAGCAGCAGCACCGAUUGCAUCGCAAUUAAGAUCGAAAACGAUACGCCACCAAUCGACACUGGCCCCGCCCGCCCCACCAUCGGCCGCCUCCCUCGCCAGCUACGGUGGCGGAUUUUCCGGUGUGAAUGGCGCCACCGGACACGGGCCCACUUCCUACGGAGGCAAUCAUCAUCAGCAUCAUCAGCAUCACUACGUAGGACCGGGGGACGCUGGUGGCGGCGUUGGUGGUGGCGGAGGUGGUGGCAGCCACUCCGCUUCCGUGGGGAACGAGCUGCAGCCCACCAUGAUGGAGCUCGAGUGUGUCGCCGGGUACGAUGGUGGCCUGCCGCAGCACUUUUUUCUCGAGGCGUACGACUCCCGGACGCGCAAAUUGCGCCUAAACAUCACAAGUGCCCUUAACGAUGUGCCGCUCUUCCGGAUCGACCUGACUGAACUAAGUCCCAGCGAAGCCUACACACCGACCCUGCACCUGAUAGCGUACAGCGUGAAUCAGAAAGGUCGUUCCGAGCCGACGAUCCUGGAGGAUAUAGCAAUUAAUGAAGCUGAAAAAAGGACCGAGGGAACGGAAGGCUUAGGGAUACUACCGUUUGCGGCCCUGUUGACCGGUGCCCUCUUCACCAUCGGUAUCGCUGUCCUGCUGGUCGUGGUGCUUGCCAUCCGCCGGAAGCGUGACGGCCACGGCGGUGGUCUGUGUGACGGCAAGGAGAAGCAUAUAGGCAUGGACAUCACGGUAACGACACCGCUCGAGAUGGGCAUGGGACAGCAGAAGUACGUCGUCGCCUACACGCUCAAGCAGGGCGUCGAAAAGCAGCCGGACAUACUGAGCGCCCAAAAGACGGGCUCGGCUAGCGUGCAGUCGAUAAAGGACAUCGGCACGCAAAAGCUGGGCUCCCCGGUGGGCUUGCGGGGUCCCCCGGCCACCGGUACCAUCUACGCGACGGGGGGCGGUGGCUACGAUCAGCAAAAAUCGACCCCUUCCAGCCGGCAGAGCACACUCAAGCGAACGGACGCUUCCGCUAACAGCUACUGUCUGCUUCAGCAGCAACAGCAGCAGCUGAGCAGCACCAGCAAGCAGCCGUACCCGGGCGAGCUGGUCGAGUACGAGAAACCGUACACGAACUACCAGCACACACUGCAGUACAACCACAAUCCGCCACCGCUCGUCGAUCCGUACGCGUACAAGAGCUCCCCGCUGGGCGGUGUGCCCGAGGACCAUCCCCAGCAGCAGCAGCAGCAGCACCACGGUGAGCCGGGCGUUGCGUCCAAUCCAACCGGCUACGAGUAUCGUAGUGGAAGCAGCCGCAGCAACAGCGGCAACCUGAAGCAGGCGGCCACCGGCCUGAACGGGGGCGGAAAUCCGGAGUACCGAUAUUCGGGGUCCGAGUUUGUGACGGAUCUGCUCGACUUCAGCAGUGCCCCGUCGCCCUCGUCCAGCUCGACCGUCGGGGCGACACUAACGAAGACGCGCAACCGUCAGCACAUCAUCACCGACACGCUGCCCGGACCGGAGAGCUGCGUGUAGAGUGACCCACUCGACAACGAACCGCAACCGAGCGAGCGAGCAGCGAGCAGCGAGCCGGCCAGGCUUACGCUAAUCCGGAAGAGUACUUGCACAAGGGCCGGUCUGCUAAACCCGGUCACAGCCGAGCCGGGCCUGCUCGUUAACGGGACAAUAAAAACCCCACGCACGGACGGACGGAUCUCUUUUGGCGCGUUAGAUUAAAACUACUAGCAUGGCGGGAUUUUGCGGUGGGACAAAAACACCAACGCCCGCCCGGUGUCGUUCAAGCGGGCAUGUUAUGGUUAAGUGUGGCCACACCAGCAAAGGCAAACACCUUCUUUUUUUAAGGAUGAUGCUGGUAAACAAUCCAAACACAGGCAAUUCCAGCUAAAUACAGCGAUGGGAAGAUGCGACCGCACGGGCAGGAAAACCUCACGCAGGCCGGUUGUACAAUGAACCAUGUAAGCAUGCUUUCCACGAAUACAAUCACACCCGGCACGGCCCACGGCUCUCACUCGAUGGUGCGGCUCAGGUGUAGCGACUUUGUGCAGCGAAGAAUAAAUAGACAGUCUUCCAUUAAGCAAACGAGACAAAACAAAGACAAGAACCCACACACACACACGCAUGGUGAUGGUAGAAGCGGCGUCGCUCUAGAUGAUCUGUGUGCGAAAAAAGAAAAACAAAAAAGGCCCCCGUUUUCCCGGUUAGGACGAACUAUGUUACGUAGGCAAUACAUGUGUUGAACAAAAACGGUUAGGUUAAUUACUUCGUUUGUACAUACGCGUUGGUUGGGUGACGGGGAGGAAGGAAGCAGCAUCGUUUAACGAGCAGACAUGUAGACUGAUAAUGUAAAUAUUAGUUGAAAGCGAGAGUUUUUUGUUUUUGUAUCUGUUCGAACGCUAGAGAAAUAUUUGAUUUUCGCACGUACGGUGGAGAUGGUUAGCAUCCAUUUAACGGUUAGCAAGAGCUGGUAGAUGAUUAUAAAAAAACAAGGUUGUUUAACUAUUGUUUUGUACUACUUGUUUCAUAAACAAAAAGAAAACACUCUGGAACUUUGUGAUGGAGCAGCCGUUUUGUUUUGGAAAACCUCGCACGUUUUUGCAGACAUUUAGCAAUCGUUAUACUGAUAGACUACUCCCGAGAAUGAACGUUGUUUUCCAGCGUAGUGUACCACUUAGAUAAAGAAAAGGCCCCAACGCAUUCACACACACACACACACACACACACACACACACUAGCAUAUCCAAACCAACAAUAAUAUCAACCAAACGCUACCAACCAUAUCGAUCAUAUCCCAAACUUCCCUUUUCCCGGGCGCUAGAUGUACACUGGCGCACGGCCUAUAUCCUCAGACUGAAGAAGUUACGGUGAGAGGGAAACCGCGUGUCGGAUCGUUUGAUCGUUUCGCUUGUUUUCUCAACCCAAUCCUGAGGUGUGACACACAUACACGACUUAUUAUCUGUUAACAGGAAUGGCUCACAUGAAUUGUCAUGUCAUGAAUUUAUCCCGGCCCGAUAUGCUCUCUUUGUUAAAAAUUGCCGACGGCAUCAAUAUUGUAAACAGGCGUUAUCAACACCUUGUUAAAAGACAACACGCAAACACCGUGAAGCAUCCGUUAGUGUAUGGUGUGGACAGGAAUCACGCGUGUAAAAAGCAGAAAAAAAGCAGCACUAACUCGUGUCGUAGCUAAAUACAGAAUCGAACCGAAACGAUGUUGUCGAUGCUUUAAGGAUCCGGCGCGGUCCCUGCACGAAACCCCUCGAUAUCUCCCUAAAAAAAAUAGUAAAUUUGUACAUAUCCGUCUAGAGUGAACUGUUCGUGCUCGUGCAGCAGGACACUGCUGGCACAUUAGCCAAUAGCAAAAAGCUUCCCGAAUUGCUAUCCUUUUUUUUUCUUCUUGUAAAUAUACUGUAACAGAGCCAUGCUUUCGACUCGUGUAACGCGUGUACCAUAUGACCAUAUCCUAGGACAUUUUUGUCAAUCCAUUAAGACCAACUCUCGCAGCGAACGGUGUGGAUGAAACGAGAGGCGUUGCUUACGUUGUAGAUCUAUCGAUGCCGCUCGUUUGCGCCCGCUGCAAGUGUGUACAGAUGAACCAAACGCGUAGUACGUGCAUGUUUUGGACAGAGCAGUCGGCCUCAGUUCCCCAUUUUCCUGUACAUAGCUAUGUUUAAGCGACGGGUUCAGCCACCGCCGAGCCUAAAAAUCCUUCCGCAGGAAGCACGCAAACGUUUUCUUCCGUUGUAGGAGCAGCAUAGGCAAACAGGAUACGGCAUACAAAAGCACGUUGUCUUAAUGUUGGUGCGAAAUGAGCCCUUGCAAGCAAGCAGCUGACUCGGAGCAGUUUCGCAUUGUCUGUAUAUGUGUGUGUGUGUGUUUGUGCAAUAUACUGCGACGAAUGUGUACGACGAUGAGUCAAU